This is a messenger RNA of Phyllostomus hastatus (greater spear-nosed bat), 670 nucleotides long. RefSeq names its product anaphase promoting complex subunit 15 (gene ANAPC15). The record is from RefSeq and is a predicted model, not a curated record. Gene Ontology annotation, cellular component: anaphase-promoting complex. Lineage: Eukaryota; Metazoa; Chordata; Mammalia; Chiroptera; Phyllostomidae. The transcript is spliced from 4 exons. Gene Ontology annotation, biological process: regulation of mitotic cell cycle spindle assembly checkpoint. The coding region runs from base 6 to 383 and encodes 125 amino acids.
GAGCCAUGUCCACCUUGUUUCCCUCACUCUUUCCCCGUGUGACUGAGACUCUGUGGUUUAAUCUGGAUCGACCUUGUGUGGAAGAGACAGAGCUUCAGCAGCAAGAACAGCAGCAUCAGGCCUGGCUCCAGAGCAUUGCAGAGAAAGACAACAACCUGGUACCUAUUGGCAAGCCAGCUUCAGAGCACUAUGAUGAUGAGGAAGAGGAAGAUGAAGAUGAUGACGAGGAUAGUGAAGAGGACUCAGAGGAUGACGAGGACAUGCAGGACAUGGACGAGAUGAAUGACUACAAUGAGUCGCCUGAUGAUGGAGAGGUCAAUGAGCCUCCUCUCCAGGUGGACAUGGAAGGCAACGAACAGGAUCAGGACCAGUGGAUGAUCUAAGUAGACAAGGCAUGGUGGCCUCAGGGAGAGUCCAGGCCAACGUAACCUACCUGUAACCCCUGCAGAACCAGCUGAUCACCCCAGUGCCUGAAAGCUCACCCUCAGGCACCUCUUCAGCUGCUGCCAGGACCUGGUCUCCUUGGCCCUUCCCAGGUCAUCAGCCUGCCCUUGAAUCCCAGGAGCCGGAGCCCACCCCACCUUUCUGGCCAGUACCUCACCUUUUGGUUGCCAGGUGUAGUCUCUUUCUAACUCUCUUUAAUAAAGACACAGGACUGAUUUUCCCCCCA